AUGUUACAACUUUUCCAAUCUCUAGAUUUGGACAACAAAUUACAAAUUUUGUUGACCUGGUACAAUCAAUAUUUGUCACAAUAUACCAAUACAAGAGGCAAACGUAUUACUAUUGGUGUCGCCGCAGUUGGUCUUCUCCUUUGGCACAAGAUCUAUCAAAUCACUACUCCUCCCAAGAAUCUACGACACAUUCCUCACAUUAGUUUCCUCGACUUUGUCAGGUCGUUUGUAAUCAAUAAACUUUCUAUCAGCGACAACUUUCAACAACUACAUUUAUCAUUAGUACGCGAUAACAACGGGAUCUAUGCACAUUUCGAUAGAUUUGGUUGGGUGGUAUCCGUUGCUAAUCCUGAAGCUGUGAAGCAAAUACUUAUGAAGUCAGACAUGUUUCCAAAGAUUGAAAAAAAGUUUAAUGGCAGCUUUAUAACUCGAUUUUUCGGUCAUUCCAACAUUUUACAAGUAAAUGGUCAAGAAUGGAAGAAGCAUCGAAAGCUUGCGAACCCUGCUUUCCAUAGAUCAAUGCCUGUGAAAUUUUUUGGUGAAAAGUCACAAGAACUCUUUAACUAUUUGAACAAGGAAAAUCCUGGUGAUAGCUUUAUAGUGGAUGUUGGGAAUAUCAUGGAACGCGUGACAUUGGAUGUGAUCGGAAUGGCAGGUUUCGGCUUCAACUUCAACUCUGUCCUGGACAAGAAUAGUGAAUGGAAGCAAAUUUAUGAUGAUGUUUCUCUCGGUGUUCGUGACCCUCUGUAUCUUCUUUUCCCUUUUUUGGAACAAAAAUUGUUAUGGUUUUUCCCCAAACGUCAACAAGUUCACAAGACAUUGGACAAGUUUUUGGGUAUGCUCAAUGGAAUCGUGGAACAUAAACGACGAGUUCUUCGUGAAAAUGUCGACAAUGGCGUGGAAGAAGCUGAAAAGGAUCUAUUAACUCUGAUGAUUGAAAGUGAACUUCGUGGUGAAGGUGUUUUGACCAAUGAUGAACUUAUGGGUGAUUUGGCCAUUUUCUUUGCUGCUGGUCAUGAUACUACUUCAUUUGCAUUAUCAGCUGCUGUUUACUACAUGGCAAAACAUCCCGAUAUCCAAGAAAAAGCUCGUCAAGAAGUCAAUAACGUUCUUUGUCCUGAUGGUGAACCCAAAGAAGAUAUUUUGAUAACUGCCGAACAAACCAAAGAACUAGUGUAUCUGAACCAAGUUAUCAAGGAAACGUUACGCAUUGCUGGCUCUGUUGUUAGGCUUGUACAUCCUAGAGUUGUAACUGAAGACAUCGUUUUAUCCGGAGUACCGAUCCCCAAAAAUUCCCUUGUUAACGUUAGCAUAUAUGAUUUACAUCAUAAUCCUUCUGUCUGGGACAACCCUGAGGCCUUUGAUCCUGAACGUUUUGCUCCUGGUGGUGAAUCUGAUCGAAAAUCUGGCAAUGGAUUCUCAUGGACACCUUUCUCAAAUGGAUCAAGAGUUUGUAUUGGUCAAAACUUCAGUCUGAUGGAACAACGUGUAAUCUUGGCUGGUUUACUGAGACGAUAUACUUGGAAGCUCCCAAACAAUUCACCACAUACUGACAAGCUCAUCACUGGCAAUAAUAUCAUCAUGACCAUCAAGAAUCUCAAUAUUGAAUUCCACAAGCGAUUCUGA
Halteromyces radiatus is the source of this 1626-nucleotide messenger RNA. Its product is annotated as cytochrome P-450 cyp509A1. Gene Ontology annotation, molecular function: heme binding; iron ion binding; oxidoreductase activity, acting on paired donors, with incorporation or reduction of molecular oxygen. Bases 1 to 1626 code for a protein of 541 amino acids. The transcript has 7 exons. The record is from RefSeq and is a predicted model, not a curated record. NCBI's taxonomy places the organism in Eukaryota, Fungi, Mucoromycota, Mucoromycetes, Mucorales, Cunninghamellaceae.